Molecule: messenger RNA, 1107 nt
Organism: Colletotrichum abscissum
Lineage: Eukaryota; Fungi; Ascomycota; Sordariomycetes; Glomerellales; Glomerellaceae
Product: short-chain dehydrogenase/reductase family Oxidoreductase
Exons: 2
Coding region: 1-1107 (368 amino acids)
Source: RefSeq, a predicted model, not a curated record
AUGAGGCUCACUCAGGAUGCUGUCGAUGUCAUCAAGAAAGAGAGCCCAUCUCCUCCAAAAUUACAUACAUCAUCCAACACCUGCUCACCAUCCACCCACCGUCACAAGACAAGCCUACACCCACAGCACGCGAACCCUCGCCCAACAACAACAAUCACCAGCACCGAUGGGACUAACAACCACAUAGGAACAGCAGGCCUAGGCAAAUCCACAACCCUCGCCCUCCUAGCUCACAACCCGUCACACAUCUACUUCUCAGGCCGCUCCCACGCCUCCGCCAAAGCCCUCAUCGAUGCCGCCGCUUCCUCCUCCUCUUCACCAACCCCUCCACCCCUAACCUUCGUUCCCCUAGACCAAACCUCCCUCCCCUCAAUCCGCGCCGCCAUCAAGAAACACUUCACUCACACCCGCCUCGACAUCCUAAUCAACAACGCAGGCAUCAUGGCCGGCGCUCCCGGCCUCUCAGCCGACGGCUACGAGAUCCAAUUUGCUACGAAUCACCUAGGCCACGCCAUGGUUGUUCGGGAGCUACUACCGGUCCUACUACGUACCGCUAGGGGAUCUGGAUCUUCAUCUAGUGACGGCGGCGGCGGCGGCGACGACGAUGCCCCGGCUGACGUACGCAUCAUCAACCUCACGUCCGUCGGGUACCAAGCCCACCCGCGCGACGGCAUCUCCUUCGAGACGCUUGGAACAACACAAACUGGACCGCCGGUUCUGGGCCAAUGGAUUCGAUACGGCCAAAGCAAACUCGCAAACAUCCUCUUCACCCGCGAACUCGCCCGCCGCCACCCCUCCAUAACAACCCUCGCAAUCCACCCAGGCGUCGUCGACACAGGCCUGGUAACAAACCAAAGCCGCCUCAACCGCCUCUUCGUCUACCUCCCGCAAACGAUCAUGGGGUCCUCCGUCCUGACGCCGGAGCAGGGCUGCUGGAACCAGGUCUGGGCCGCCGCGGCGGCCAAGAAGACGGAUCUCGUGAAUGGCGGGUUUUAUAUGCCCGUCGGACACUUGGCGGAUGAUAAGCUGGAUAAGGUGGCGACGGAUGGGGAGUUGGCUGGACGGCUUUGGCGGUGGACGGAGGAUGUUUUGGAUCGGGUUGAGUGA